CCAGCGAGCGAUCAUGAGAAACAGCGAAAAGGAAAUAUAACAAGUAUAAUUGACAUUGUCAAGGAAGGAAUCAGCUGAUAGAGGAAUGCCCCGCGCUAUGUCGGUAUAUAACCUUGACAUCAUAAACACUUGAUCAUGCACUCUUUCUGUGAGCAGUUAUCUGAUGACACAUAUCUUAAAGUAGGUUAGAUACACACGUUGUUUGUCAGGAAUAGUCAAGGUGGCCGGAGGUGCAACGAAGUCCAAUACUUUUCACGGGCUAGUUUAUGGCCUUGAAAACAAUACCUGAAACGAGGGUCGGGUUGUUUUGCGGUCGACAGAGCUGUGCGCAUGCUCGAUAACCUCCACCCCCAGCACAGUUAUCAGACGCUUAGAUGAUUAAAGUCGUCGCACUUCAACCGGAGUAGUAACAGUGGUGUAAGCCUGUCACUGACAUUAGCAAAAUGAGCGCAAAGGGGAAUCCGAUAGACACAGACUGCAUCACGCUGACACGCUAUGUACUUCAAGAGCAGCGAAAACACCCAGAAGCAACUGGCGACUUGACGCAGCUGCUAAAUGCCAUCCUCACCGCAGUCAAAGCAGUGUCGUCUGCUGUCCGGAAAGCUGGAAUCCAUCAGCUAUAUGGCAUAUCGGGUACAGCUAACAUCUCAGGAGACCAGGUAAAGAAACUGGAUGUUCUGGCCAAUGACCUGUUCAUCAACAUGUUGCAGUCUUCUUAUACAACCUGUCUGCUUGUGUCAGAGGAAAAUGACAAUGCAAUCGUUGUUGAAACAGAAAUGCAGGGGAAAUACAUUGUUUGCUUUGAUCCCCUUGAUGGCUCCUCAAACAUCGAUUGCCUUGUUUCUAUUGGCUCAAUAUUUGGUGUCUACAGAAAGACAAACUCUGAGCCUGUAAGUGAGAGCGAUGCUCUGCAGCCUGGCAACCAGCUGGUGGUGGCAGGUUAUGCUCUGUAUGGCAGCGCCACUAUGGUUGUCCUCACAACAGGAAAUGGUGUACAGGGAUUCACAUAUGAUCCGGCCAUUGGAGAGUUUUUACUCACAGAACCUAACAUUAAGUGCAAACCUCGAGGAAAGAUUUACUCUUUAAAUGAAGGUUAUGAACAGUAUUGGGAUGAGCCCACCAAAGAAUACGUCAAGAGCAAGAAGUUUCCUGCGUCAGGGAAACCUUAUGCUGCUCGAUACAUUGGUUCAAUGGUUGCUGAUGUACAUAGAACUCUUGUUUAUGGUGGGAUAUUUAUGUAUCCUGCAACUGUUGAGGCGCCCAAGGGCAAGCUUCGACUCUUGUAUGAAUGCAACCCAAUGGCUUUCAUCAUGGAACAGGCAGGAGGAAGAGCAAUUGAUGGCAGUCAGCGAAUUUUGGACAUACAACCAACUAAAAUUCACGAGCGAGCACCCAUUUUCAUGGGUUCUCAAGAGGAUGUAAAUGAAGUUGAAGCCAUUUACAAGAAACACAGAAAAUAAGCAAAUGAUGGGGAGACCUUUUUUUUUUUAAAUUUACAUUUGUGAGCUCCCAUGCCUUUUGUGAGUGUUGACAAGAAUGACUUUUCUCCACAAAGAUUUAAAAAUAAUGAAGUAUAGUCUUCUUUACUUUCAUGCCUGCAUUAACGUGUGUGAAUGAGAGAAAUCUGGGUUGCAUAUGAUCACUUGAUUUUGUGUGGAAUAUAUUUAGUCAGGAUUGUACUCACAUACCGGUGAGGAUUCAUCAAAAUGUUAAGAAUGAAUUACCAUGCAGAUUUUAUUGAUUUGAAGUUUAAGCUUCAAACAUUUUUAAAAAUAUUCUUUAAAUAAGAAAAAACUUGCAGGCAUCUUUUAAUCUUGGAGAGUCUACAUUAUGUGCUGAUGUGCGGACUGGUUUUUUUUUUUUGUCAUAUAAAUUUGCAAUGUGUAUGUUGUAAGUGGCUAUUAUCAUAAUAAUGCUUUUCAGAAAUGAGGGAAAACAGGGAUAGAAGAAUGAUAAUAAAUGUGAAAAAACAGACCCAUUUGGUAGAAGAUGGCAGGAAAGAAUGGAUCGAUGCCUGUGAAAUUAUUUUGUUAAAGCUAAUGCUUGUAACUGACCAACCGGUGACAAAUCAUAUUAUUGAACAAGCUUAAUGUUGUGUUCAGGCAAGUUAUAAUUAGGAGCUGAGCUCUCAAAUUAGUAAAUACUAUUUCACCAUCUUAUAUUACUUCAUGUGUUCAAAUGGGCCAUAACUUUGAUUUACUCAUGUUGAAGUUGCAUGAUGUGGAGAACUUCAGCCAGUUUUGAUGCUUGUCAUGCUGUGUUUCACUGUGCCAUACCUUGUCAUGCAGUGUGUUUGAUGAAUUUAGAACUUAACCUUCAUGUCAAAGAGCAGCAGCACAGUGGCUGUGUUCAGUGACAACGAAAGAUACAUUGUAUGGUCGUGUCAACAGAAAGUGGGAAAAUGUUUUUGUGCAUAAAUACAAAUAUAAAAGCAGAG
Molecule: messenger RNA, 2437 nt
Organism: Pomacea canaliculata
Lineage: Eukaryota; Metazoa; Mollusca; Gastropoda; Architaenioglossa; Ampullariidae
Product: fructose-1,6-bisphosphatase 1-like
Exons: 7
Coding region: 444-1460 (338 amino acids)
Biological process (GO): fructose metabolic process; sucrose biosynthetic process; gluconeogenesis
Cellular component (GO): cytosol; cytoplasm
Molecular function (GO): fructose 1,6-bisphosphate 1-phosphatase activity
Source: RefSeq, a predicted model, not a curated record